AUGUCUUCUUCCACGUCGGACAUCCAAGUAGCCUCUGUGGCGGCCGGGUUCACCCUCGGCUUUGGGUUUCUGACGGUCUGGAAGGCAAUCCAGCAUACUAUGAGAAACAGGCGGCCAUGGAAGAGUCCGUACAUCUAUAUGAUUUGGGGAGAGAUUAUUGCAAACCUCUGUCUCGGCCUUAUUGGAUGGUUCUUUCUUGAUGGCCAACUCGGUCCAGAGGUGCCCGUUCUAUUCUUUUUCAUCUUUUUCUGGGUGUUUGAGAUCCAGCUACUGAUGCAAAUCAUCAUCAAUCGAAUUGCAAUUAUCGCGGAAGACGACAGCACGGUAGUAAAGUUGAAAUGGGGCACAGCAGGCGUUAUUACCUGCAUCAACAUAGCCGUCUUUUGUAUUUGGAUUCCGUCGCAUACCAAUCCUCCAGUUAGCGAAUUGUUUGUCCGCAUCAACGACAUUUGGGAUCGCAUCUCGAAGAUCUUAAUUUUAAUUGUCGACGCUGGUCUCAACUACUAUUUCCUGCGCACUGUUAAAGAGCGCCUCGUUAAACAACACGGACUUAGAAAAUACGCUCCUCUAGUCACUUUCAAUGCCAGGCUAAUGGUAGUAUCUAUCCUCAUGGAUGCUAUGCUUAUCGGACUUAUGUCACUACCGAAUCAGGAUGUUUACAUUCAAUUCCACCCUGUUACGUACAUGGUCAAAUUGAACAUUGAAAUGACAAUGGCAGACCUCAUUAUGAAACUUGCAAAAACCGAGAACUCAGACAUGAGCAUGCCAUCCACGUCCCGCCACCGAACCGAGACUCGGGAAGAAGAUGAAGAAGAAGACACGAAUGGGCAACAAAAUUACAAGAUG
This is a messenger RNA of Trichoderma atroviride IMI 206040, 846 nucleotides long. RefSeq lists its product as uncharacterized. Lineage: Eukaryota; Fungi; Ascomycota; Sordariomycetes; Hypocreales; Hypocreaceae. The record is from RefSeq and is a predicted model, not a curated record.